UGGUUUCACCUGCUGCUGUCCAUUCGCCAUUAGGCUGGUUUCAUCUGUGCGGAAUUCUUCACGUUUCGGCGACAUUGUUCACUAGAUACCAUUCGCCAUUGAGUCUAUCAAAUACUGCUGUUGGGAUUAGGACUCUUCCUACUUCAAAAGACUACUGACGAACGACAUGUCUCGUCAACCAUUUAUGUCCAAUGGUCCGUAUACCCCAUCCUCGCCCUCUGCAACGAGAGGUGAUGCGCGAGGUUACCCAACCUUGCGGGUAGCCAAGUCGCCAAACGAAAGCAUGGCUAGGACGAACUGUGUUUUUUUGCACCCGCGGGACAUGGACCCGUCGACACGCUACCUGACCAUAGAGGACCAGUUUGCAUUCACCGUGAGAUUCAGUGAUGUUGUGACUCCAGGAGAGAUUGGGACCACUCUCUUUCACCGAAGAUAUGCUGCAUUAUCAUUGAAUCAGGAUGUCCGGGUACGACCGUAUGAUCCAUUCAUUGAGAAUGUCAACUCCUAUCUCGGAAGUAUCAGUCUCCAGAUCGACUUUCUGCGAAAGACAAUGGAAUCAGCAGAGCAUUACGAUAUCACAGAAAUGCAGCAGAUAUUACUCAACUCUUUUGAUGGGCAAAUAUUCGCCGAAGGGCAGACUUUCAAUUUUGACUUCCACGGGACCGAUCUGCUGGCGGAGGUGGCCGCUGUAAAUCUGGUCGAUUUUGAUGCACUUAAAAGUGGAAACGCUGGUCAAACGUCAGGUCAAUCGAGUGGAAAUCGAUUUAGACGUGGAAUUUUGAUGAAGCAGACAACGAUUCAAAUAGCAAAGGCUAGCACAUCCUCCAUUAAACUGAAAGGCGGUGCGAAGGGAGCUGCUCCAAAUGCGCUGCUACAGCCCAAUUUCAAGUUUGAAGACUUGGGUAUUGGUGGACUUGAUACCGAGUUCAGCCAGAUUUUCCGUCGUGCAUUUGCCUCUCGCAUCUUUCCUCCAUCAAUUGUGGAAAAGUUGGGUAUUCAACACGUCAAAGGUAUACUGUUGUAUGGGCCUCCCGGUACUGGUAAGACCUUGAUGGCUAGACAAAUCGGCAAAAUGUUGAAUGCACGUGAACCACAAAUUGUGAACGGUCCCGAAAUCCUGAACAAGUACGUUGGUCAGUCGGAAGAGAAUAUACGUAAACUAUUUGCUGCUGCGGAGCAAGAAUAUAAACAAAGAGGAGAGGAGAGCUCUCUUCAUAUCAUUAUUUUUGAUGAAUUGGACGCAAUCUGUAAACAGCGUGGAUCGAAAAAUGAUGGUACUGGAGUGGGUGAUUCGAUUGUCAACCAGUUGCUGUCCAAGAUGGAUGGUGUUGAGCAACUGAACAACAUUCUCAUCAUCGGCAUGACAAAUCGUCUUGACAUGAUUGAUGAGGCGCUUCUCCGACCGGGGCGACUGGAGAUUCACAUGGAAAUCAACUUGCCAGACGAGAAUGGGCGAUUGCAGAUUUUGAAUGUGCACACUGCAAGAAUGCGUCAACAUGAUUUGCUAGAGCACGACGUUGAUCUCAAAGAGUUGGCCAGCCUGACGAAGAAUUUCAGCGGUGCUGAAAUAGCAGGUUUAAUCAAAAGCGCCAGUUCCUUCUCGUUCAACCGACACAUCAAGAUUGGGGCGACUGCGGCGGUCAAUCCAGACUAUGAUAAGAUGAAAGUAGCUAGAGACGAUUUUCUUCUUGCCUUGGACGAAGUACAUCCGUCUUUCGGUGUGUCGGAGACUGAAUUGAAACAGUGCGUAACGAACGGUAUUUUCAAAUUUGGGAACCAUGUAGAGCGGAUCUUGUCAGACGGUCAAUUGUUCAUUGGGCAAGUUCGGAAUAGUAAACGGACGCCGUUGGUGUCAGUUCUCCUACAUGGACCAUCAGGAAGCGGGAAAACAGCGCUAGCUGCCACAAUUGCAAUGGCCAGCGACUUCCCUUUCAUCAAGUUGAUCUCUCCGGAAAGUAUGGUUGGGUUUACAGAGCAGGCUAAGAUGAAUCACAUCAACAAGAUAUUCAAUGAUGCACACCGCUCAGAGUUCAGUGUUAUCGUGAUCGACUCUAUUGAGCGGAUAUUGGAUUGGGUCGCAAUCGGUCCUCGAUUUUCAAAUACGGUGCUACAAACACUACUGGUUUUGAUGAAGAAGGCACCACAAAAGAAUCACCGGUUACUUAUUCUCGCCACCACCAGCCAACGGCAUGUCUUGCAACAGAUGGAUAUGGCGGAUGUAUUCGAUGCAUCUAUCUACGUCCCAAACAUUACAGAUCUGGAUUCGGUGGAUCUGUUACUUCAAGAGCUAAAGACAUUUACUGAUUCUGAACGUCGGCGCGCCAUCGAUACACUGCGGGCAUCCGGCAUUGAGGCCCGUGGGAUCUCAAUUGGGAUAAAGAAGCUACUGAUGAUUACAGAAAUGGCGAGCCAGGAUGUGGACAAGGUGGAUAAGUUUGUCUAUACGCUGACGGAUGAGGGAUCUGGGGGUGCACGAUAGAGCGCAGAACAGGGGCGGGCUCAACAGGACUCGGAAAUGUUUUAUUCUCUUUUAAAAUGUUUGAAAAUGAUAUACAUAGAUUCCAUGCAGUGACUAUCAUGCAGUUGACUAUCACGCAGGCAAUCUUACAAAGAGU
Spizellomyces punctatus DAOM BR117 is the source of this 2615-nucleotide messenger RNA. Its product is annotated as AAA family ATPase SEC18. Gene Ontology annotation, cellular component: Golgi stack. The transcript is spliced from 11 exons. Gene Ontology annotation, molecular function: ATP hydrolysis activity; ATP binding. Gene Ontology annotation, biological process: intra-Golgi vesicle-mediated transport; SNARE complex disassembly; Golgi to plasma membrane protein transport. The record is from RefSeq and is a predicted model, not a curated record. NCBI's taxonomy places the organism in Eukaryota, Fungi, Chytridiomycota, Chytridiomycetes, Spizellomycetales, Spizellomycetaceae. Bases 167 to 2479 code for a protein of 770 amino acids.